Messenger RNA from Suillus plorans, 1242 nucleotides. RefSeq names its product MFS general substrate transporter. NCBI's taxonomy places the organism in Eukaryota, Fungi, Basidiomycota, Agaricomycetes, Boletales, Suillaceae. The record is from RefSeq and is a predicted model, not a curated record. The coding region runs from base 1 to 1242 and encodes 413 amino acids. Gene Ontology annotation, molecular function: transmembrane transporter activity. The transcript has 14 exons. Gene Ontology annotation, biological process: transmembrane transport. Gene Ontology annotation, cellular component: membrane.
AUGGCCACAGACCUGAAGUUGACAGGCUUCAGGUAUAACAUUGCUGCAGCCGUCUUUUUUAUCCCGUACAGCUUUGCCGAGGUCCCUUCGAACAUAGCACUCAAGCUAUUCAGGCCAUCGCGCUGGAUACCGUCUAUCAUGGUCGUGUGGGGUAUUGUAAUGACCCUUAUGUGUCUUGUCAGAUCAUAUCAAUCUCUCGUUGUAGCUCGAACGUUCCUCGGUUUCACCGAAGCAGGAUUAGUUCCUGGAGUAAAUUACUACAUCUGCCUUUGGUAUCCGCGUUCUGAACGGUCCAAACGCAUUGCCAUAUUCUUCUCCUCAGCAUCACUCGCAGGCGCCUUCGGUGGGCUCCUUGCGUAUGGUAUAGAGCGGAUGGAAGGAGUCGGAGGAUUGCAUGGUUGGCAAUGGAUUUUCUGCUUGGAAGGCAUUGCCACUGUCCUCGUCGCAAUUCUCUCUUUUUCCUACAUGCAUGAUUAUCCUGAAACGGCCAAAUUUUUGACCGAAUCAGAGAGAUCAUACAUCAUAGAUGUGCUGAAGCAGGAUUCUAAUCAUCUUUCCUCUCGCUUCGACACUCAAUUCAUCUGGCAAGCCAUAAAAGAUUACAAGACCUACGUCCAAAUUCUCAUUUAUUUAGGGUUGCUCGUCCCUGGUUAUGCCAUUGCCCUAUUCUCGCCAACCAUCAUCAACGAGCUUGGCUACUCUGCUGCGAAUGCCCAGCUACUCUCAGUCCCGCCAUUUGCUGCUGGUUGUAUCGGAACAAUCAUAGUUGGCAUCUAUUCUGACAAGCACAGACUUCGUGGUCCGUACAUCAUUGGUGGCGCGCUUGUUUCUCUUGUGGGAUACAUCUUGCUAUAUUGCAGCGUACGAGCGGGCCCCUCGUACGUGGGAGCUUGUCUGGCUGCUGCUGGGGUUUAUCCAACCGUCGCGAUUGCUCUGGCUUGGGCAGGCUCUAGUGCAGGAGGCGAUUUAAAACGUGGAGUUGCACUAGCAAUGGUCAUUGGUCUUGGUAAUCUCGGAGGUAUUUGCUCCUCCUUCAUUUACAUUGAUCCGCCACGCUUCCACAUCGGGCACGGCACGAUCAUGGGAUUCCUUUCUCUUGCGAUCAUAAUGAGUCUCUUUGCUAUGUGGGACUAUAAUCGGUUGAACAAAAAGAAAGAAGCGCAGUGCCUGGCGGAAAACAUUAGCGAAGAUAGAGGAUAUGAAUUCGAGGAUAUGGGCGAUGACAGUCCCCUUUUCAGGUGA